Molecule: messenger RNA, 1971 nt
Organism: Dendrobium catenatum
Lineage: Eukaryota; Viridiplantae; Streptophyta; Magnoliopsida; Asparagales; Orchidaceae
Product: organic cation/carnitine transporter 7
Exons: 6
Coding region: 140-1615 (491 amino acids)
Biological process (GO): transmembrane transport
Cellular component (GO): membrane
Molecular function (GO): transmembrane transporter activity
Source: RefSeq, a predicted model, not a curated record
AAGCGCACGCUAGCUACUUUAAAAAGCUCAAAAGCUUACGUGAAAGAAACCAGGAUAGAGAAAAUAGGGAGAGAGAGAGAGAGAAGCUUGUAAUUUCCAAAGCAUUUUGGUUUUCUGCAAAGCUUAGCAGGCCACACAGAUGGGAAAUCAGAGGGAUGUGUACACUGUGGAUGAAGCGCUGAUGUCAUUGGGAUUUGGGAAGUUCCAAUUCUUUGUGCUUCUGUAUUCUGGAAUUGGUUAUGCUGCGGAAGCAAUGGAGAUUAUGAUUCUUUCAUUUAUUGGCUCUCCAAUUCAAUCUGAAUGGAAACUUUCUCCUCAGCAAGAGAGCUUUAUCUCUAGUGUCGUUUUUGCUGGAAUGCUUCUAGGGCAAUAUUCUUGGGGCGUCAUUUCAGACAAUUAUGGAAGGAGGAAAGGCUUCGUCUUUACUGCACUAGUUACCAGUGGAGCUGGUUUUCUCAGUGCCUUCUCCCCCAACUACAUUACUUUCAUCAUCCUUCGUUUUUUAGUUGGUAUUGGGUUGGGCGGUGGGCCAGUGCUGUUCUCCUGGUUUCUGGAGUUUGUCCCUGCUACCAAUAGAGGUAUAUGGAUGACCAUCUUUUCUUUCUGUUGGAGCUUGGGCACAAUUCUUGAGGCUUCACUUGCAUGGGUAGUCAUGCCUAACUUAGGCUGGAGGUGGCUUCUAGCACUCUCCUCUGUGCCAGUCCUCCUCCUCCUCCUAUUUUAUGGUUUCACCCCCGAGUCACCAAGAUACCUUUGCACUAAAGGUAGAACAGCUGAUGCCAUGCUUGUUUUGGAGAAUAUGGCUAGAAUGAACAGCAUGGAACUUCCUUCCGGUGCUCUUAUUUCUGAUUUCAAAGGGGAGUUUGAUGGGGAUCAAAAUGUUCCUGAAACUUCACAUUUGAUUACAGUUCAAAAUGAUCAAACUGACAUUGAUCAAGAUAUGGAAUCAAAGAUUGGAUUCAUUAGCACACUGUGCAAUCUCUUGUCUCCAAAAUUAGUCAGAUCAACUCUUCUCCUUUGGAUUGGUUUCUUUGGAAACAUAUUUGCAUAUUAUGGAAUUGUCUUGCUAACUUCAGCAUUAAGUGAUGGAAAAAUGGCAUGUUCUUCUUCAAAGUUGCAUUUCAACCGCACAGAGAACAUUAAUCUUUAUAAGGAUGUGUUUAUCACUAGCUUUGCUGAGCUGCCUGGGCUUAUUUUGUUGGCCGUGAUGGUUGAUAGGUUUGGCCGAAAGCUUUCAGUGGUAACCAUGCUUUUAGCAGCUUUUGUUUUCUUGAUCCCUUUGGCAUUUCCUCAAACAGAAGGGUUAACAACAGCCCUUCUGUUUUGCACUCGAUUAUGCAUCACUGCAAGUUCAACAGGCCUCUGCAUAUAUGCUCCAGAGAUUUAUCCAACUUCGCUAAGGAGCAGCGGUUAUGGAACUGCAAGUGCUGUGGGUAGAAUUGGUGGAAUCAUUUCUCCUCUUGUGGCUGUAGCUUUGGUAGAUGACUGCCACCAGACUGAAGCUAUUCUUCUCUUUGAAAUUGUGAUAAGUGUGUCAGCUAUAGCUGUGGCUUUCUUCCCUAUCGAAACCAAGGGCCGAAGUCUUGAUGAUUCUCUGGAGAGCUUAAUCAGUUGAAAUGCUCUUUGUUCAAGAUAUUUGAUUGUUAUGAGCAGCUUCUAUUGAUCUUUGAUCCUUGUACAGAGUUGUUUCUGCAUUAUACUGUUUCAGUGCAAUAGAAUUAAAUGAAUAAUAAGCAGGCUUCUAAUUGUCUGUGACCAAAUUGUAUGAUCUACUACAGUCUAGAGUUUUACAGAGAAGCUUAAGAAUGAGCAGAAAUUGAUCCCAGAAAGUAGCGAGAGAGGGAGAUUAUGUAGUCUUGUUCAAUUGUGUUUAUACCUUCUCUUACAUGAAGGCUUUGAAUAAUUCUAAGUGAUUUACUAUUUUCAUACUAUAUUGACUUUACAUGAUAGUAGCUAAAACUAUUAGAUGCA